This is a messenger RNA of Asterias rubens (European starfish), 1035 nucleotides long. Its product is annotated as ARL14 effector protein-like. The transcript is spliced from 3 exons. Bases 1 to 558 code for a protein of 185 amino acids. Gene Ontology annotation, cellular component: intracellular membrane-bounded organelle. Lineage: Eukaryota; Metazoa; Echinodermata; Asteroidea; Forcipulatida; Asteriidae. The record is from RefSeq and is a predicted model, not a curated record.
AUGUCUGCGCCCAUGAAAAACUACAAGGGUGAAAUGAUUCGCAAGCAGGAAAAGAAGCCUUUUCAAAUGUUAGACAACACAGAAGAUAUCAUAAUUGUUCUAGACGAUGAUGAUGAAGAGGACGAAGCUAUCUCUAACAACGACCCAUCUAAAGAAACAGUGACCCAAGACCAAAAAGACGGUUCAAAACUUCCCGAGGCCGCACAGAAACUUCUGAAGAGUCUGGAAUUCAAAAACCCUGGCAGACGGCAAUUUGACAUGACUACCUUUGACCCUGAAAACAGUGAACGAGAAAUGAGGAAAUUGAGAAGGACAUUCCAGAGAACAGAUAUGAAGCAAAAAGCAAGACAACAGGUGAUAUACGAUGAAAAAGGUAGACUUCUUGACACACACAAAAACUUGUGUGAUUGCCUGAAUGACAAGUGUCCCGGGUGCCAUUACCCAUGCCCUCAGUGCACCUCAACUAAAUGUGGAGUGCAGUGUCGCUGUAAUAGAAAGUGGGUCUAUAACCAGAUUGAGAACGAGAGUGGCGGGGACCUCGUAAAAUUUGAAGUGUAGACUGUUUUGGGCUGUGUUGAAAGAACCCUAAACUGCCAAUGAACUUGCUGCUGUACAUACUUUUUGUAUUUAUGCACCUGUAUAUAUGUAAUGUAUUAGGCUAAAUAUGUAAAUAAGGAACUGCACUUAAAGUCAAUAGUUCAUCGAUUGUGCUCCGUGCGUCACGUGACUUAUAGUGGGUAAUAGAUGUAAACAGACACGGCGUACUGCAUAUAAAUGUGCGUUAAAAACUCAUGAUAUUGUUGCAGUUUUUGGCUCUAAAAAUACUAAAUUCUCAAAAUCACUGAGGAAUAUUCCGCAGUUUGUUUGUAACAUGAGACCUUACAGGUGGCUGAACAAUGCCAGUAAUGGGUAAACACAGUUCCACUUUAGGAAAUUCCAUGAGAAUGUUCACACGAUAUCAUGUGUUUGUGCACGAAAGUGUGGUUUUACAUUGCCCUUUUUGUAAUGAUUUUGCUGCCAAUAUUUUCAAUAAAA